AUGUCGACGCCCGAGGACGUACUGGCGCAAGCGUCGCCGACGAUGCCUGGCGACGUCUAUUAUGAUGUGGUGUGCGAAUAUUCAAGUGUCAGGUGGGAAAUCGUCAAGAUUGAAACCAUGGUAAGGCGAAAGGUACGCAUUCAUACUUACCGCGUAAAAGCGGUAGUGCCCUCACCAGGACGCGAAGCCUCAUCUGCCUUCAUGGCUAAAAAGCAGUGGAACUGAAAAUAGAAAUACAAAAGCAAAACACUUGCAGCCGCGGAUAAAAUAAUUGUUCGCCCUGUCAUGCUACUGUACUGAAUAAACAAGCACAGAGCUGCCACACCAAUUUUUAAGCUGGCGGAUUAGAGGACAUGCAAUUGCAAAGCGCUGGCUCGUUGCUUGAUGUAGCUUCAGGUCAUUCUUCUCUGAAAAUUGCUUCCUCGGCAGCAUAGAAAGUCUCUGCGCUCCAACUCACGCCGCACUAAGAGGGUCCGUGCGUCGUGCGUGCGUGCGUGCCCGAGCGUUCACAAGCCUUCGCAAAAGACUCUAACAGCAGCUACAUGCUUUGGACUAUCAGACAAUUAACUCGCAUGCCAGAAGAUGCGAGCACAGCGUUGGCAUUCAAGUUGAUGAGUUCCCACCUGACGCAUCCAUAGCGAGGAGAAGCGACUAGGCAUGAAGUUCAACGGUAUAGAGGUCACCACCAUUUUUGAAGAUUCUUGGGCUGCCCGUUCCGGCAUUCAACUAGACGACGAAAUUCACCUUGUCAAUGGUAUUGUUUGUUUUUUUUUGCUUUUACAUACCAUAGUUUUAGUUAUAGGAAACAAUCAAAAUCGACGUCGAACAGCGUGGUGUUGGUCUUAGUGUGCUUAUUUUUUGCACGGCCUCGAUGGGAAAACAGAAAUAGUUCCUUACACUUAAACUUUCAAACAAUUACCUGCGAGAAAAAGGUGGAAAUUCCCUCCUCCUGCCUCUCAGCACUGCAAAGACAGGACAUCUGUGUCCACUGCAAAGACAGGCACAGGACACAGAUGAUAAGGGAAAACAACGCAUGGUCAACGUGAGAUUGAUUAUGAUUCCAAACCAAUGCGUCCACAGGUAAACGAUUUUACGCCAUGAAUCGCGACGAGAAGUUGGCUGCGCUGCAAGGACCGCGUCCCCUGAUUAUCAAGUUGAAGCGCCCCGAAAUCAAGGACGCCUAUUACACACUCACGCUGGAGGAACUCAAGCUCGGUAUAGAUAGUUUUGCAAGUGCCAAUUUUAACUGCUGUAGUUUUGCUUUCCGGCUCCUAGAAAUUAAAAUUGCAUCAACUCUGAUCGAUCUCACCUUCAACGUCAUUUUUCAAAAUUAUCAUCAGGGAUGGGCUUCAAAGGCUAUCCUGAGUGAAAACGUCUCCACCCCAUAUUAAGCAACGCGUGGAAUCUCUUACACAAUUUGAGAAGUUUUGUGAGCUCAUCCUCUUUGUGAGCUCAUAGUUUGCUGCUCCUCGCGCCUGGAGGUUAGAAAAGUCAUAUCACAUCAAAGUGACCACCUUGACCUUAUCCUGAUUAGUGUAUGACUGUAUUCAAAACACACGUUACAAGAUGUUCUCGUGGGGCUGCGCACGAGAGACAUUCUGCGUAUGUUAUGUAGAUUACCACGACCAGUGUGGGGGGGGGGAACGUUUUUACUGAGGAUAAAGGCGCGCGAGUGAUCAACGUGACACCGGGUGGAUGGGCCGAGAGGUCUGGUGUACUCAUCAACGACGAAAUUGCAGAGGUUGGUGGCACCGGAUUUUCGAACCUAAACGACGACCAGAAAAUCGAACUCUUCAAAAAACCACGCCCAUUUGACAUCAAGUUCAAGCGCCCAGCACGAUUACGUAUAUAUUUUAUAACUACGGCAAACAUUUUUUUGGCUUUUGCUUCUAGGUCUGACAAGCUCUGCAAAGUUGCGCCCUUGAGAAAGUCCAAAGGCAAACCCCCAGCGCGUCCCUCGACUUUUGUCGAAGCUCGUCAGCAAGCGCAUCUUGUAGGGCCAUACUUUCGGCCGUUUUUCGGUUGCCCGCCACUUUAGUUUUAGACUCGGCCGCUUGGAGUCAGUGUUUUCCUUGAAGAACAAGAACCUGCAAGAAGCACAAAAGCACCAAAACAAACAGGGAAACAGCAAGUGGCAAAGGGUGGCGUCGCACACCUUGCGGUACCCGGGGUUCCGUUUGGGAUGCCGGUGGGUAACGAGAUCGGCAAUGCGGACAAUCGACCGACGCCGAUACAGCCCGAGCCGAGGCGGGAGCCAAGCUUUUUCGAGUGCCUCUGCUGUCGCCCUGCGGCAGAGACGAACAAUGACAUAGAGGUGACUCGCCCCCGACGUUCUAUCUAUUGAGUGCGUGCUGGCAUCGAUAGAUGAAGAUCGUGCGCAAUUCUUGGGGUGCUCACGAAACGGACCACUCCUGCAGAAUCAAUAAUCUGAAUGCAGCAAAAGAGAAAAACGUAUUCACUUUCACCCUGCAGAAAUUGAAAUCUAAUGUACACUUCAUCUCUUUAAAAUUCCCUCUAUUACAUUUGAAUUUGAAGCUUCCGGUAAACAGAAAGACUUCUAUCUAUUGAAGACAUUAAUUAAGCGGCAAGCACUAGGCGCCAAAUGUAAAAUGUGAUCUGUAGCAUCUACUACUCCAUCUACCUCUUUACAUGUUCCCUACCUCGUUCUAGCGAGCCACAUGAAGAAUAGCCACCGCCGCCGCGCCUCGAGCUAGCUCGAUCAUUGUAAGUUUGUCACCGGACUGCAAAUUACUAUCAUCCUAGCGCAUUCUCUCUACUGUAAACGACGUAGGGACUCGGACAGGGGACAAGAUCUGCAUUGUCCCAGACUUUUUGUACCAAUUUGUGUACCGUAAAGUACGAAUCAAAUGG
This is a messenger RNA of Amoebophrya sp. A120, 2871 nucleotides long. Lineage: Eukaryota; Dinophyceae; Syndiniales; Amoebophryaceae. The record is from the annotation of a GenBank genome assembly.